AUGUCCGCCCCGCGCCCGGGCCACGUCAGCCGCGGCGGGGAGCGGCGGGGGCGGCCGCCAGACUCCGCCCCGCCCGGCUCCGGGCCGGGCCGGGCCGCAGCACGGGGCUCGGCGGGGGGCGGCCUCGCUCCGCUGCGGCCCGGUGGCCCCGGGCUGGGCCAUGUGAACGGAGAACUACAACUCCCGGCGUGCUCCGCGGCGGAGACGGGACUACAACUCCCGGCGUGCCCCGCGGCAGGGCUCCUGCUCCCGGCGUGCCCCGCCCCGGAGCGGCGGGAGGCGGCAGCCCUGGCCGAGCGGUCCCCGCCGACCGCGGGCCGCAGCCCGCCCCGCCGCCCCCCCGCCCUGCCGCGGCCUCUGCCCAGGAGGACCCCCGGUGGCGGCCGGCGGAGCGGCGCGGCCGGCUUCAAGUCACCGAUCCCGUCUCCAAGGGCCUGCCAACCUCAUGGAGCCAACGAAGAAGCCCUGCGCUAUGAAAUUGAAGAGCUGAAACAGAAAGACCUUGCUCUGGACCAGGAAAUUGCACAAUUGUUGUCUGAAGGCUACAGCCUGGAGGAAUUGGAGAAGCACAUCUCUCUGCUCCAUGAGUACAAUGAUAUUAAAGAUGCUGGACAGAUGCUGCUAGGCAAGCUGGCUGUUAUCCGAGGGGUUACUACAAAGCAGCUCUACCCUGAAUAUGAUCUGGAGCUUAGCGACUAGUAUUGAACCUGAAGACUGCCACGUCCUGCAAAAAUGACUGUUACUGGCCCAUUAUGUUUUAGUGUCCUAGUGGUUUAGAACUGACGUAAGGUGGCCUCAGAAAUAUGUAUGUAGAAUUGCAACAGCGUAUGGGUUAACAGCCUCAUUUCUAGGAAGCUUUGGAACGUGAAAGUUGUUGAAUCUACCAACCGUUUCCUGCUUGUGGGAAAGGGAUGUAGGACUUUGGAUAAUUUCUUCUACUACCUGAUGAACAGUAUUUUUAUUUUUUUAUUGGAAAGGUUGGAAUUCAGGUUGGUGUUAAGACUUCCCAUGGAGCCUUUGCUUCUCUACGACAUCCAGGGGCUAUUUGGAUACUGAAUUGCUAGAGGAAGUGAGGGCAUACACAUGUGCAAUGUAAUAGCUGCUUUGAAAGAAAAGGAAAAAACCCUCAGAAGUAGGGAGGGAAGAAAGCUGAAGUUGUGGUGAUUUGGGGUUUUUGUUUUGUUUUAUGAUCAAAUCUGGAUAAGUCUGGGUGUUCUGCAUUUCUGUACUUAACUGCUCUGGUAUCUAGAGGUUUUGUAUCAUUUCUUGUAGUAAAUGGCAAAAUGUGAAGUUGUGUUGAACUGUCCCGUCUGAAUAAAGCAGCUAUCACAUUUCUCAGUAA
Messenger RNA from Chroicocephalus ridibundus (black-headed gull), 1342 nucleotides. It is a transcript of the gene SWI5, whose product is annotated as SWI5 homologous recombination repair protein. NCBI's taxonomy places the organism in Eukaryota, Metazoa, Chordata, Aves, Charadriiformes, Laridae. Gene Ontology annotation, cellular component: Swi5-Sfr1 complex; Swi5-Swi2 complex. Gene Ontology annotation, biological process: double-strand break repair via homologous recombination. The transcript has 6 exons. The record is from RefSeq and is a predicted model, not a curated record. The coding region runs from base 1 to 699 and encodes 232 amino acids.